AUGCGCAAUACUUACCUGAGGUCCAUCCGAAACUUUAGAGAGGCGGGUCGUCCUAUCGUGUACUUGGAUGAGACUUGGUUGAACACCAAUCAUGUAGCAAGGGGAGAUUGGGUGGACUGUCCUAGGACAUCUACCUCUGCCUUUAAGUCGCAUCGUGGAGGUCAUGGGCGCUUUGUCCCACCUGGGAAAGGCUGUCGUCUGACAAUCGUGGAUGCUGGUUCUUCGGCUGUGGGCAUGAUCCCGGGAUCAUGUCUAAUGUUUGAGUCGAAAACUGACACUCAUGAUUAUCAUGAUGAGAUGAACUCAGGAAACUUCACGAGGUGGUUCACUGAGCAGUUACUCCCUAACCUACCGGUCAUCUGGAUCCCGAGUCUGUGUCCGACAUCGUCGGCGCGAAAGGCCGAGAUCCAGUCUUGGCUUGAUAGAAAGGGUAUUCAUUACACUCCGGCAAUGAUUAAGGCUGAGUUACUCACAUUGGUGAAGCAGCAUAAGCCUCGACCAAAGUAUGUGAUUGACGAUUUGGCUUCACAGGCAGGACACACAGUUUUGCGUCUACCUCCUUAUCAUUGUGAGCUGAAUCCCAUCGAGCUGGUUUGGGCUGAAUUGAAAAGCUUCGUCGCCAGGAGCAAUGCCACAUUUAAGAAAGAUAAAGUGAUGGAGCUAUUCAAUCAAGCAAGAUCAGCAUACGAUGUGGAGAAGUGGAGGAGGGUAGAGAGCCACGUGAUAAAUGAGGUAGAGACAAAACUGUGGAAAAUUGACGGAGUUCAGGAUGACGAGGUCGCUCCGGUGAUCAUUGACUUGACGGACUCGGAAGAGAGUGACAGUGACUUAGACACAGAUUCUGGUGAUGACGAAAUGACGUUGACUCUGACGUAUCCAUGAACUCCGUCGAGGAAUCUGAUGAUGAAGUCACUUGUUGCAUAUGUGGUGACUAUAAUGCUCCUGGACGGUCUCGAAAGAUUGCAUGGGUGGAAUGUGAGUUGUGUGAAAGGUGGAGUCACCGCAUAUGCACCAAGCCCUCUCUAAAGUCGGGUAAGUGCCUUCGAUGUUGGAACAGUUUGUAUGGACUGAAUCCUCUUUCUUCAUGAGCCUUCCUUUGACGAUUGGUGAACUGUUCCUCUUUAAAGGUAAAAGAAAGAUUAUUAAUCAUUCAUUGAUGCAUGUAUCACCUAGUGUUCAAUUAUAGUUUUAAGUACUCAUAUUUGAGAAAAAUAAGCCA
This is a messenger RNA of Saccostrea echinata, 1219 nucleotides long. RefSeq lists its product as uncharacterized. Lineage: Eukaryota; Metazoa; Mollusca; Bivalvia; Ostreida; Ostreidae. Gene Ontology annotation, molecular function: nucleic acid binding. Bases 1 to 882 code for a protein of 293 amino acids. The transcript is spliced from 2 exons. The record is from RefSeq and is a predicted model, not a curated record.